Messenger RNA from Lentinula edodes (shiitake mushroom), 1638 nucleotides. RefSeq names its product kinase-like domain-containing protein. Gene Ontology annotation, biological process: protein phosphorylation. Gene Ontology annotation, molecular function: ATP binding; protein kinase activity. The record is from RefSeq and is a predicted model, not a curated record. The transcript has 10 exons. Bases 254 to 1432 code for a protein of 392 amino acids. NCBI's taxonomy places the organism in Eukaryota, Fungi, Basidiomycota, Agaricomycetes, Agaricales, Omphalotaceae.
UCCGUAUGUUCUUCCGAUGAAGCAAAUCUGCGAUGGGCUCUACAAACUGGGAUCCGUGGAUUCCGUGUAAUUCCAAUAUUCCAAUUUAUUCAGGUCCUAUACUACGUCGUUCUUUUAGAGUACCUAGCCACUAUCUCUUCCAGACGAUGGAGAUCUGUUCAUCCGGCCUGACUCGCUCGAGGUUGAGCCGAGUUCCCCUAACACGAAUCUGAUACGAGCCCGGUGGAAUGGGCAACUUGUUGUAGUGAAAAGGAUGGCUUUAGAUGUAUCAGAAGAGAUGCUAGAAGCUCAUGCCAUACAUUGGCGUAGUUGUGUACACCCUCACGUCUCCAGAAUAUGCGGAAUAGCAGAUCGUGCCUCGGAUCCUCUCUUCAUCGUUAUGCCUUUCUAUGAUCUUGGAAACAUUCAUCACUACCUGGCUCAGAACCCACAGUCUAAUCGUCAACAAAUGGUUUUCGAGGCCGCGUCUGGAAUGCAGUACUUACACAAGAACGGUCUGAUACAUGGAAACCUUCACCCAGCGAAUAUCUUUAUAACAAAUGACGGACACGUCAAUAUCUCCGAGUAUAGCAUGUUCGCGUUUCAACAUACUUCUAGGCAUCCCCAAGCCUACCAAUAUUUAAGCCCCGAAUCCUUGAAAGGAACUAGCCCUCGCUCCCGAGCAUCUGACGUCUAUUCUUUUGCAAUGUGUGCACUGGAGAUUUUUACUUCGGUAUCACCUUGGGGUGCUCUUUCUGAAAAACACAUUUAUCAUCUAGUCGUCCUUGAAAACUCCCGACCGGAUCGACCGGAUGAUCACCGGAUUACAGAUGAUUUAUGGAAUAUCAUCGAUUCGGCAUGGCAUCAGGAACCUCGUAGCCGUCCGACUUUUGAUUUUAUCGUCAGGCUCUGGCGAGCCAGUAGUAGCCAGGCUGAUAUUCCACCCCAUGCAGAAACUACCUCUCUUUCACCGGUAUAUCCUUCUCGUUUCUCAGUCGCCUCUAACUAUAGUGGGCCUCCAGCUUACGAACUCGAAGAGGCACAGACCCCAAUGUCUGCUCCACCUACGCUCCAACAGUUCUCCUUCCACAGGGUGGGAUCUACUUCUAGCCGCCAGGAAAUCCCGCCUGCUGCGCAUUAUUAUAGUUGGUAUUCGUCGACAGCGGGUAGCCGAGUCGAUGAUGAAACUGGUGGGCCAUCUCAACCCAGUCCACCUAAUACUGCACCAGCAGCAGUCCAACAGUUUCCGGCCAAUGUAGAGCCUCCCAGUCCUCUGAUACGCCCACCGUCGCCCAGCUACAGCUGGUAUUCUUCCUUGAUCCCCAGUACGGAGCGAUCUUCAGGAAGUUCUUCCUCAAGUCGCUCAGUCGACACUCCUAUUACUUCUCCCGACUCUUCGCCAUCUGCACGCAGAUCUCGUACUCGAAAGGGAGGUUCUACCAAACGCACGUGAAGCUCUCCCUCGAGUUGACUCACAAAGGCCUCGAGAUUCGUACACUCGGCGGUGGGAAUUAAGUCAAAGGCCAUACAAUCCUGGACGACAGGAAUCCUUUUCAGACGUAGUGUCGAUUCGCACUGAAUCAAGCGGGUCCAGGAGUACCAAAGGGCGAACUACCGCAGUUUUACUGAUUGGUGCAUUACAAACUGAGCUGAAUAGCA